AUGCAAAAGUUAAAUUUAUUUGCACUCUUGUCUGGUAUUGUAACACGGAUAUCAGCCACAUAUCAACUGGAUCCAACUAAUGAGUCACCCGCACAGUGUAAAAUAAGAAAUUUUUUAUUGUUUUCAACAUUUACACUAUCAACAUGGUUUAUUGCAUUAGCAUCAAUCGAUCGCUAUUUUAUUAGUUGUCAAGAUGUUAAACGUCGUCAACUAAGUGGUUUAAAAAACACUUAUUAUCUCAUUGGAAUUUUAACACUCCUAUCAAUAAUAAUCUAUAGCGAGAUGUUUUAUUGUUUUCAAGCUAAUCUUUCAGCUCCACCAUCACCAUUACCGUGUUAUUCUAAAAAUUAUCCAUGUCGGUUAUAUAAUGAUUUAACAUUUGCAAUUAUAUUUGUACAUUUGGGCGCAACGAUUGUUGAAAUUUAA
Didymodactylos carnosus is the source of this 426-nucleotide messenger RNA. The record is from the annotation of a GenBank genome assembly. NCBI's taxonomy places the organism in Eukaryota, Metazoa, Rotifera, Eurotatoria, Philodinida, Philodinidae.